Coffea eugenioides is the source of this 3321-nucleotide messenger RNA. Its product is annotated as chaperone protein ClpB3, chloroplastic. The coding region runs from base 155 to 3088 and encodes 977 amino acids. Gene Ontology annotation, biological process: protein refolding; cellular response to heat. Gene Ontology annotation, molecular function: ATP hydrolysis activity; ATP binding. The transcript is spliced from 10 exons. The record is from RefSeq and is a predicted model, not a curated record. Gene Ontology annotation, cellular component: cytoplasm. NCBI's taxonomy places the organism in Eukaryota, Viridiplantae, Streptophyta, Magnoliopsida, Gentianales, Rubiaceae.
CCCCCUCUCUCCCAACAAUCUUGUUCUGCAGCUUCUCAUGCUUUCGGCCCCGGGAAGAAAUCAUUCGAUACUAUAAAUUUGCAUUUUAUGAAAGUUAUAUUGAAUAUUAAAUUCGAUACUAGUUAGCUCUCAAACUACUAUUACUACAACGAUAAUGGCCACUACGACAUCGUUCGCCGGCGUUCACUUCCAUAUUCGGCCGUCUGAUUCUACUUGUAGACCCUCCUUAGUUUCACAGCCAGCACCUGUAUCAUUAAACUUCUUGGCAAAGCCAAAAGCUCUCAAAUCCCUAAAUUCGCUAAAAUUAAAGCGCAAAGAUGCAUUUCUCACGAGAAGGUCAGAAAAGUUGGGCAGGAGCUCCCGGUCCUUCGUCGUCCGGUGCGAAACAUCAAGUGGAAGGAUUACGCAGCAGGAGUUUACGGAUAUGGCGUGGCAAGCUAUUGUGUCGUCGCCGGAAGUGGCGAAAGAGAAUAAGCAUCAGAUAGUGGAGACGGAGCACUUGAUGAAGGCACUUUUGGAGCAGAAGAAUGGGCUGGCUCGCCGGAUUUUCUCCAAGGUUGGUGUGGACAACACUCGGCUUCUGGAUGCUACUGAUAAGUUCAUUCAACGCCAACCGAAGGUUCUUGGUGAGUCUGCUGGUUCAAUGUUAGGACGAGAUUUAGAGGCUUUGAUUCAGCGAGCCAGGGAUUACAAGAAAGAAUAUGGUGAUUCAUUUAUGUCAGUUGAGCAUUUAGUCCUCGGUUUUGUACAAGAUAAUCGAUUUGGGAAGCAAUUGUUCAAGGACUUCCAAAUUUCCAGAAAAGCAUUAAAGGAUGCCAUCGAAGCUAUAAGGGGACGGCAAAAAGUUAUUGACCAAGAUCCUGAAGGGAAGUAUGAGGCGCUAGAGAAAUAUGGAAAAGAUUUGACCACCAUGGCGAGAGCGGGAAAACUGGACCCUGUUAUAGGAAGGGAUGACGAAAUUCGAAGGUGCAUUCAGAUUCUUUCUAGGAGAACAAAGAACAAUCCCGUUCUAAUAGGUGAGCCAGGCGUUGGGAAAACUGCAAUUUCCGAGGGGCUUGCCCAAAGAAUAGUGCAAGGAGAUGUUCCUCAAGCAUUGAUGAACCGAAGGUUGAUAUCCCUUGACAUGGGAGCACUGAUUGCAGGGGCUAAAUAUCGUGGAGAGUUUGAAGACAGAUUGAAAGCGGUACUCAAGGAAGUUACAGAUUCAGACGGGCAGAUUAUCCUUUUUAUUGAUGAAAUCCAUACAGUUGUUGGAGCAGGUGCCACCAAUGGUGCAAUGGAUGCUGGCAAUCUCUUGAAGCCCAUGCUUGGUCGUGGAGAAUUGCGAUGCAUUGGUGCGACAACAUUGGAUGAAUACCGUAAAUAUAUCGAGAAAGAUCCAGCUUUAGAGCGCCGUUUCCAGCAAGUUUAUGUUGAUCAACCAACUGUAGAAGAUACCAUCUCCAUUCUUCGUGGACUGAGGGAAAGAUACGAGCUGCAUCAUGGAGUUCGAAUUUCAGACAGUGCACUGGUAGAAGCUGCAAUUCUUUCAGAUCGCUAUAUUAGUGGACGCUUUUUACCUGACAAAGCUAUUGACCUGGUUGAUGAAGCUGCUGCCAAACUGAAGAUGGAAAUAACUUCAAAGCCAACAGCUCUUGAUGAGAUCAACCGUGCAGUUUUGAAACUGGAGAUGGAGAGACUCUCUCUUACUAAUGACACGGAUAAAGCGUCAAAGGAAAGAUUGAGUCGCCUUGAGACAGAGUUGUCUUUGCUGAAGGCUAGGCAAGCUGAGCUGAAUGAACAGUGGGAGCAUGAGAAGACUGUAAUGACCCGCAUACAGUCAAUCAAGGAAGAGAUUGACAGGGUAAAUCUUGAGAUCCAGCAGGCUGAGCGAGAGUAUGACCUCAACCGUGCGGCUGAACUAAAAUAUGGGAGCUUGAACUCUUUGCAGCGUCAGCUUGAAGCUGCAGAAAAAGAAUUAGAUGAGUAUAUGAAGUCUGGGAAGUCCAUGCUUAGAGAAGAAGUUACGGGAGAUGAUAUAGCUGAGAUUGUCAGUAAAUGGACUGGAAUACCAGUUUCUAAGCUAAAGCAGUCAGAGAGGGAAAAGCUGUUGCAUCUGGAGGAAGAGCUUCAUAAAAGAGUUGUUGGUCAAGAUCCUGCAGUGAGAUCUGUGGCAGAGGCUAUCCAACGAUCUCGAGCAGGCCUUUCAGAUCCACACCGUCCAAUUGCUAGUUUUAUGUUCAUGGGACCUACGGGGGUUGGAAAAACAGAACUAGCGAAGGCUCUGGCUUCAUACAUGUUUAACACUGAAGAAGCACUUGUAAGAAUUGAUAUGAGCGAAUACAUGGAGAAGCAUGCAGUUUCAAGGUUAAUAGGAGCUCCACCUGGUUAUGUAGGCUACGAAGAAGGAGGACAGUUGACUGAGGUUGUUCGCAGAAGGCCAUAUGCUGUUAUUUUGUUUGAUGAGAUAGAGAAGGCUCACUCUGAUGUAUUCAAUGUUUUCCUGCAAAUUCUGGAUGAUGGUAGAGUUACCGACUCUCAGGGGCGUACCGUGAGUUUUACUAACACUGUGAUCAUUAUGACUUCAAACGUGGGUUCCCAAUAUAUACUUGACACAGAUGAUGACGCCUUGCCCAAAGAAAUGGCUUAUGAAACUAUAAAACAACGGGUUAUGGAGGCUGCAAGAGCUGUUUUUCGUCCAGAGUUCAUGAAUCGGGUUGAUGAGUACAUAGUUUUCCAGCCUCUGGACCGUGAUCAAAUCAACAGCAUAGUCAGAUUACAGCUGCAACGAGUACAGCAGAGGAUUUCAGAUCGGAAGAUGAAGAUUCACGUGACUGAUGCUGCCAUUCAACUGCUAGGCACUCUUGGGUAUGAUCCUAACUAUGGAGCUAGGCCUGUGAAGCGGGUAAUACAGCAAUAUGUUGAGAACGAGCUUGCUAGAGGAAUCUUGAGAGGAGAAUUCAAGGAUGAGGAUUCGGUGUUAAUAGACACCGAGGUAACAGCAUUUGCUAACGGUCAGCUUCCCCAGCAAAAGUUGGUGUUCCGAAAAUUGGAAUCUGAUUCAGAAGCACCUGCAGAAAACAGAGAAACUUUCUCCCAGGCACUAUGAGCUUUGUAAAUUGGGUCGCCUUUUGGGCCAGCCGGAGUUGGAAUUUCAGUUGUUCAGACGGGGAAUUACCGAACUGAUUUUUCAAGGCAAAAAUGAUAACUUUCAUUGAUAUGAACAAGUUUGUACAAGCGAUUGAGAAUGAACGUCACUUUGCAUGUUAUUCUAUAAUACCAAAACUGAAAAUCCCAAGGUUAGCUGCAAGCUUUCAUGGGUCUUUGGAAUUUUUUCCAGCA